AUGGAGUGGCUCAUAGCUAAUGGGGGAAUUGAAAGUGUUCCUCUGUAUAAUUGCAGCGCUCUAACAUCAGCUGAAUGGUCUCUUCAGCACGGAGUAAAAAAACCUAUUUGGGGCUCUCUCGACCUCGCUUACGGUAUCAUCAUUGAGAUAUUAUACAUCCCUUGCCUGAUUGUGAUCGCUUCUAAAGAAUAUUUUGCUCAUUCUUGCUUCAAAAUCAUGUUUUUCCUUGGCAUAGUUGACAUGGCUGCAAUCGGUGUCAACUCGAUCAUAACUGGAUGGCUACUGGUAGAAGGAGCUGUAUUCUGUACGUAUCCAAAUUUCAUAUUCAUAUCCGGAAGCUUUGGAUUGGGUCUAUGGUGUACUGCUUGUCUGAUCUGUCUUCUACUCGUCGUAAACCGCCUGAUGGACAUGCUGGAAUACUCAAAAACCUAUUCCGACUACAUUUUCCAUGGUUGGAGGACUUACUUCAUCUUGCUGCUAUGUUUUAUCUACGGAGGCUACUUUUUCUUCUUCACUCCACCCGUCGUGUUCGCAUCUAAAUAUGUGGCAUGGUUCUUCGAUCCUUUCAUCUUCCCCGACAGAAGUUUGGAAUAUCAAAAUCCUCUGCAUUCUGCCAAUAAUCUCUUCCUAGUAGGAUUCACUUGUGUAUUGUAUGGUGUUUUCUGUGUGGCAGUAGGACGACGUCUUCGACAAACCUUUACGGAAUCAACGGGACAACGUAAACUUCACAAUCAAAUUUUUAUUCAAUCAACACUAAUCUGUCUGGUCAACUUCUUUGCUUCUGUCAUAUACGUUGUCAUGCAGUUUAUCCCUGUCCCUGACUUCUUCAUAGCUCUUGGUCAUAUGGGUUGGCAGUUUGGUCAUGGUUGUCCAGCCGUUAUAUAUCUCGUGAUGAACCGAACAAUUCGUAAUGGAGUUCUGCGUUUGCUCCGCUUGAAGGCAGCGAAAAGCCGCAGAAUCACUGGCACAGGUGGAUCACACGGCCAUCACUCCGAUACUACAAAGCCACUUUGA
This is a messenger RNA of Auanema sp. JU1783, 1014 nucleotides long. Lineage: Eukaryota; Metazoa; Nematoda; Chromadorea; Rhabditida; Rhabditidae. The record is from the annotation of a GenBank genome assembly.